AUGGGAAAUCAAAUUGCACAUAUACCUAAUCAGAUUCUUAACGUUGAAACCUACUUCAAUGACUUAAUUGGAUAUGACUAUGUUAAAAAUUUGGGUGUUACUCGUUUUUUAAAAGUUGCCAGAGCAAAAACAAGAAAUGGCUAUUGUGUGCUUAAAAUUUUUCAAAUUGUUGAUCAAUCACUUCCAUACGAUCAAUACAAGGCACAAAUACAAGAAAUCUAUUCAAUUCUUCAUGAAAAAGAAUCAUCACCAUCACCAUUAAAAAAUUGUCUACCAUUUCAAAUUGUUGCUAAAAAUGAUCGUUCAAUUAUUUUAACACGUCCAUAUAUAAAAGAUAAUUUAUUUUAUCGUUUACAAACACGUCCUUAUUUAACACGUAUUGAAAAAAAAUGGAUUGCUUAUCAAUUAUUAAUUGCUCUUAAACAUAUACAUCAUGUUAAUAUAGCACACGGGGAUUUAAAAAUAGAAAAUAUUUUAUUAACAAGUUAUAAUUGGGUUUUAUUAAGUGAUUUUGCUAAUUUUAAACCAACUUUUUUUGCUUAUGAAGAUCCAGCUGAGUAUUAUUAUUAUUUUAAUGCAUCACAACGAAAUGUAUGUUAUUUAGCACCAGAACGUUUUUAUGAUCAAACAAGAAUGAAAAAUGAUAUUAAUAAUGAUACAUUUUCGACUAGCUUUGGGAAACUAGGUACUUCAGCAAUGGAUAUUUUUUCUCUCGGUUGUAUAUUAGCAGAAUUAUUUACUGAACAACCAUUGUUUACUUUAACACAAAUGCUUGAUUAUAGAAUUAAUAGCUAUGAUCCAAUGCCAAUUGUUAAUAAAAUAGUUGAUGUUGAUAUACGGGCAAUGGUUGCAAGUAUGAUUGAUCGUGAUCCAUUGAAACGUCAUACUGCUGAACAAUAUCUUGAUGAACAAACAGGCAAAGGAUUUCCAUCUUGUUUUUAUACAUUUCUUUUACCAUAUGUACAAAAAAUUUUAAAAGAAUUUUCACCAGAUUUUGUAAUUUAUAAAUUGCAUCGAGAUUUUUCAUAUAUAAUCAAUAGUUUACUUAUUGAAAAUAAUAAUACAAAUGAGAAUUCAAUUGAAAUUGAUGAAGAAAAAACUCAAGAAUCAUCACAAUGUUUAUUAAUACUUCUUUCACUUGCUUUAUCUUGUAUGAGAAAAUUAAAACAUUUACAUUCUCGACUUGUCGCACUUGAACUUUUACGCUUAAUGAUCCCUCUUGUUGAUGAUCAAAUUAUACUCGAUCGAAUUUUACCUUAUGUGAAUGCCAUGUUACAUGACGAUUAUCAUCGUGUGCGAGCUGAUGCUAUUCGAACUCUUGUUUUUGCCAUAUCAUCUGUAAAAAAUAUAAAUCAAGAAAAUGCUGAUCUUUUUAGUGAAUAUCUUUUUCCAACAUUGUCAACAGCAAAUAUUCAAGAUGAUUGUUAUGUUCGAUCAAAUCUUGCUAAAUAUUUAUCUCUACUUGCUGAACAUUCAUUAAGAUUUUUAGAGAAAACUUAUUUAAUUGAAGAACGAAAUCAUACAAUAAAUAAUGAUCAUUUUAAACUUUAUGAAGAAGAAUUAAAAAGUGUUCAAACAUGGAUGCAAGGUAAAUUCGGUGAUCUAAUACAUGGUGAAAAUGAUGAUCAAAAUGGACAAUUAGCUGAAGCUGUUUGUCGAUCGGAUCUUAUACGUUUAUGUACUUUUUUUGGCAAACGAAAAACGAUUGAAGUUAUUUGUGGACAUUUAACUACAUUAUUAAGUCAACCAAAUUGGCGUUUACGUGCAACAUUAUUUGAUAGUCUUGUUACUGUUGCUUCAUAUAUUGGACUUGAAAGUGAAUUAUUUAUUUUACCAUUAUUAAAUCAAGGAUUAAUUGAUGAAGAAGAAUUUGUUGUUUAUCGGGUAUUAAAAGCACUUGCUUGUUUUGUUCGUUUAUCAUUAUUAAAACGUAAAACAAUUUAUGAAUUUCUUCGACAAGUUGCACCACUUGUUUGUCAUCCAAAUCUUUGGCUUCGAUUAAGUGUUAUUGAAUUUAUUAAUAGUAUUUGUGAAAAGUCUCAUUUAGCUGAUGUACAUGGAUUUGUUAUACCGGUGAUUGAACGAUUCUUUAAAUUUCCAAUUGUUCAAGUUGGAAAUGCUGAUAUAUUAUAUAAUGCUUUGAUAGAACCAUUAUCACGUGAAUUAUUUGAGUAUGUUCAACAAAUUCAACCAAAUGAAAAUUUAUUUCGAUAUUUAACUGAUCGAUCUAAUGUUCGACAAAUGACAGGUAGUGGAUUAAAACCAGCUUAUGUUGAAUCUACUGAUCCUAUUGUUCGUGAUGCAUUUGAAAAAUUAACUGAAUUAGGAAUGAAAGAAGAAGAUGAAGAUAAAAUUUUAGCAUUAAAAUUUUUUGUUAAACAAACACCACAAUAUAAAUUAAAUAUAAGUGCAUCAACUGAAACUACAACUCGACCAGGCACAGUUUAUAUAAAAACUCCACCAGGACGACGACUUGAUUUAAGUUUAAAUAUAAAUCGAACUAACAAUGAAAAUUAUUCAACAAGAAAUAUUAAUAAUGAUGCUUCCGAUUGGUCAGAAAUGUUCGGUGCUGUAACAAUGCAAAUUGGAAAUCAAGAAGAAAAUAUUCCAACUAAUUUAACAAUCAAUCCAAAUGAUAAAACAAUAAAUGAAAAUAAUGAUGAAGCUAUGUUAAUUGAUACAAUACAAUAUCAAUUACCAUCAACAGAAAAUAUAACACAACAUCGACCACAUGUUUUUCUUGAACCAUCAUCAAAAACUAUACGAACAGGUCUUCGAUUACAAUGUUUAACUGAACAAAAUAAUUUAUUAUUAAAACAUGAAGCUAUCUAUCGUGAAGAUUGUCAACGUACUAAAUUAGUUAAACAUUGUGUACCAACAAAUGUUUAUGAAAUAUCUGAUCAAAAACUUUGGACACCACAAGGUAUUCUUCUUGGUCAUAUUCAUUUACAUAAUGGCAAAAUUACAAAAUUAGCAUCAAGUCUUGUUUCUCCAUCACUUAAUUAUACGCAACUUUUUGCUACCGGUGAUACAAAAGGAGCUAUUCGAUUAUGGGAUAUAAAUCAAUUUCAAAAAUCUCUUAUCUUCCGACCAUCACGAGCUAUUCGUGGAACAGCAUCAGCUGUUCGAGGUUUAGCAUUUACAUCGGAUAAUAAUUUAAAUCUUGCUUCUUUGAAUGAAAAUGGACAAUUAAAUAUAUAUGAUCUUAGUUCUUCAACAACUGAUAUUCGUGAAUCAUUUUAUAAUUUAAAAUUAGAUGUUAAUGAUAUUGGUGUACCAAUUGAUUUAAAAUAUUUUAAUACUGGUUCACAAGAUAUUUUAGCAUUAGCUACAUCACAAGGUUUAAUUGUUGGAAUUGAUACAAGAUGUUCAACACCUAUUUUUCGAUUUAAAAAUGAUUUAAAUCAUCGUUUAAUAACUGCAUUUGAAAUUGAUGAACUUCAAUCAUGGUUAGCUGUAGGUACUGGUAGUGGAUUUAUUGAUAUAUGGGAUAUGCGUUUUCAAUUGUGUAUUCAAGGAAUUAGACAUCCAACAGGUGCACGUGUUAUAAGUCUACUUCGUCAUCAAGAUCAACCGAGUAGUUUAAUUAGUUCAUUUCAAGGUAAUAAUGAAGUGGCUGUAUGGAAUAUUGAUAAACCUCAAACGCGACAAAAAGCUUUUUGGCCAUCACCUGUAACACCACUUUCAUUAACACAGUCACUUAAUCAUUAUAUUGCAUCAAUGUAUUUAUGGAAAAAUGAUGGAGCUAUAUCAUUACUUUGUGCUGGAACAGAUAUGCGGAUAAGAAAUUGGAAUUUAACUCAACCAUUACGAUCAUAUAUUGUAUGUCGAGGACCAGCUGAUGAUGAUCUUUUAACAGCUCGUUAUCAACCAAAAACAAUUGAUGGUGUUGAAAUAACUAUUGAAGAAUAUCAUAAACGUAAACAUCCAGCAUCACCACCAACAGUAACACAAUUAACAAGUACAUCAUCAUCAUCAUCAUCUGCAACAACAACAACAACAACAGAAAUUAAAACAACAAAAUCAAGUGCUAAUAUUCCAUCAGCACACACCGAUACAGUUACAUCAAUGCAAUUAGUUAUGUCAAAAGAACGCACACCUUAUUUAAUAACUGUUUCAUGUGAUGCUGUUGUUAAAAUAUGGAAAUAA
Molecule: messenger RNA, 4149 nt
Organism: Rotaria sordida
Lineage: Eukaryota; Metazoa; Rotifera; Eurotatoria; Philodinida; Philodinidae
Source: the annotation of a GenBank genome assembly